Messenger RNA from Carassius carassius (crucian carp), 3299 nucleotides. Its product is annotated as cilium assembly protein DZIP1-like. The transcript is spliced from 18 exons. Lineage: Eukaryota; Metazoa; Chordata; Actinopteri; Cypriniformes; Cyprinidae. The record is from RefSeq and is a predicted model, not a curated record. The coding region runs from base 401 to 3016 and encodes 871 amino acids. Gene Ontology annotation, cellular component: ciliary basal body; cytoplasm. Gene Ontology annotation, biological process: cilium assembly.
UGGCAGUAGGUUUGUGUGUGGAUGCUCCCUGCGGGACUCCUGCGAGGCCCUUCCCCUCCUAGAGCCCCGGAGAUGAGAUGAGACGAGGCUCGCGCUAGGAAUGCGCUGUGUGACGUCACGGCGCUCCGGAGCUCUCACAGUUUUGGGGGAAUCGUUUUGUUUCUGCAUGUGUUCAGGUUCACCAAAACCGUGUAUCGUUUGUUUUCUUCGCAGCGCAGGACUGAAGCGGGUUUUCGGAUGGCCAGGUUUUGACGUACUUCUACGUGGAUUGUUUGCAAAAACUUCUUCGCCGAGAGUGUGUGCUGUGCAAACUGGGACACGCGCUCUUGUUUCCAUAGAAACGCACAAGACGCCUUGAAACUGCUGCGAUCAUUCAUCAAGACUUCACAAAAACAGCAAGAUGCCGUUUUAUGACAAUGUUUACUACCCGUACCCGUCAGAUCCCCCGGGGACCCAUUCUUCAGCAGGGAUCCCGUCUCUGUUGAGCUCUCCUCGGAGUCAACCCUCAUCCGGCAGCCAGAGCAGACCAGCCGCAUCCACCAUGUCCGGACCCCUUACAUCCUCCAGAGCCGCCGGCAUCCCUCCGCCCUUCAGGUUCAGAGCCCGGCGUGAGAAUGUGGACUGGCGUCGGAUCAGUGCCGUGGAUGUGGACCGGGUGGCUUCUGAAUCGGACUUCCAUGCUCUACAGGAGCACAUCACAGAGGUGACGUUCUGUAGUGUGGAGGGCGAGCACUGCCGGCGCUGUCAGAGCCCCGUGGACCCGGCUCUGAUUAAGCUCUUCCGGCUAGCCCAGCUGACCGUGGAGUACCUGCUGCACUCCCAGGACUGUCUCAGCAUCAGCCUGCAGACGGCCGAGGAGAGGCUUCAGACGGAGGACCGCGAGAGGGAGCAGCUCUGCGUCCAGCUGCAGAAAAAAACCCAGGAGGCCAAGACGCUAAAGGAGGAACUGAAGCAGAGGAAGAAGAUCAUAGCCUCUCAGCAAGCCAUGUUCAGCACGGGGAUUGGUGCCAAUUACCACAAGUGCCAACACUGUGAGAAAGCCUUCAUGAAUGCCUCUUUCCUGCAAAGUCACAUGCAGCGCAGACAUCCAACGGAGUUUGACAUCAAACUGAUAACUGAUAAUCAGAAAAAAAUUCAGACCAUGAAGUUACAAGAGGAAAUCAACAAACUACAGGAGCAGCUGACCCUGGUCACAUCUCAAAUGGAGGCACAGCAGAAAGACUGCAUUGCUAAACAGGAAAAAGAGCUCAUCCAAAGGCAGGAAGAGUUUAAGAGACAACUGGAAAUAUGGAAAGAAGAAGAGAAAAUGCGGAUGAACAGCAAAAUAGAUGAAGUCAAGCAAGCCUGUCAGCGGGACAUGGAUUCAAUGCAUCAAAAGAACAGAAACCUAGAAAAAGAGCUGCUAAAAUUACAGCAGAAAAAUAUGCAAGAAUGUGUGCAGCCGUUACAGACACAGCCCAUUAAUGAACACUGGCAGGAAGUUGUUAAACUUCAACAAAAACUUCACAAACAAGAGGUGAAGUGGGCAGGGAAAAUGCAAAAAAUAAAGGAGGAACAUGACAGUGAAAAAAGUCUGCUUCAGGAGGAGCUGUUUAAACUGCGCUCGGCCGUGUCAGAAGGCAGAGAGGAAUCACGACGACAGGUGCUGGAGCUGAGCCACAGGCUGCAGGAGCAACAGCAGGUUAUUUCCUCCCAAAACAAGCAGAUGAAACAGAUCUCGUCAAAGCCUCCAGCAAUAUCAGUACAGCGUGAAGCGGUUGCUGCCCUGGCUCCAGAGACUAAAGCAAAAGUGGUGCUCAGUGAUUCCUCUAGCAUCUCUGAAGGUCACACAGAGAGCCGGUCAUGGCAGCAGGAAGUGCAGGAGCUGUUAAAGAACCCGGGUUUAAGGAGAGACAUGCGUCUGGCAGCUCAGCAGAACCUUGAAGAUCGACUGCAGAGCUUAGGCAUCAAGGGAGUCAGUGGUCUCUCUAAAGGGGCUUUUAAGAGCACCAUGACCCAGGUUGUAACGGAUCGUCAGAAGAGACAGGAAGAUGAUCCAGCGUAUCAGAGGGCUCUGAAAGAGAUCAGCCAUAAACUGGAGCAGAGAGUGAAGGAGAGGAACGCGCAGCAGCCAGCCAAACCCAAACAACAGGAACAAGUGGUUCAGUCCAGACCCAGAUCCAGCAGCUUUCCAUCUACAGUAACUCGAGUGGAGUCAGGCCCUGCUCCUAAACAGCAGCACACCCCACAACCAACUCCACGCAGCAGAACCAGCAUCCUGCCCAUGACCUCCACAUCGCUACAACAUCACAGAACUCCUCCAUUCAGCUCUGAUGAAGAAUCAUCUGAGGAAGAGGAAUCGUCCGAAGAAGAAACCCCUCAGAAACAGAAGAAAUCCGCUCUGGUCAACAGCACCACAGUCAAGGCCCAGACUGCUAAAACACAGCAUCGCUCGACCCCUCACGCUCCUGCAGUGCGCUCCGCUGCUGCUGUGAUCAGUGCGGACAGAACGGACAUCACGGCUCUGAGCGAGAGCGACAGCGAGUGGACCGACGGCAGCGAGAUGGAGGAGAUCAACCUCUCACAGCUGCACAAACACACUGACCAGAAUGGAAACAUGGACAAGAUUACUCACAGUAAUGUCAAAACUCUUAGCAAAAGCCUUGAAAAACAGCUGGAAGCUCGAGGCCCAAAGAAACCAGCUGGGGGCAUUAAUAUUUUGGUUGAAAAGCCAACAGCUGUCAAAAAUAUAAAGCAAGAUGCAAAGAAAGAGCUGAAGUAUGCCGAUGAAGAUGAUGAUGAUGAUGACGACUGGGAUAUCUCCUCUCUGGAGGAUGUGCCCGUUGUAACCAAACCCAGCCAAUGUCCCGUACCCAUCAGGAGGAGCCUGGACAAGAGUCUGGACACCAGCACGAGUGUGUGGGGCUCAUCAGCGGCCAAAGGACAGAAGACAAGCCUCAUAGACACAGGAACCAGUAGCACUCUCAAGAGCAGUUUAGUGACCGUCAGUGACUGGGAUGAUUCUGAUGAGAUAUAAUAAAAUGCUGCAAAGCAAUACCAAAACAUCCUCAAGUUAAUGUACCUUUUAAUUGUAAUAUCCAGUAUCUAUUGUAGCUCAGGCUUAGUGAUCAUUCAGGGACAGCAGUGCAAAACUUGUUUGAUAUUAACAGUGUUAAAGGUACUUUAUAUGAAAUAUAAAGGUACAAGUAUACCUAACGCUAAGGGAUGUUGCACUUUAAAAUGAUUGCCUCAUACUUUUUUAAUAGUUUAUGUAAUGUGUAAAAAAAACUGAUUUAUUAAACUUUUUCAAACACUUCAAA